Molecule: messenger RNA, 2130 nt
Organism: Psilocybe cubensis
Lineage: Eukaryota; Fungi; Basidiomycota; Agaricomycetes; Agaricales; Agrocybaceae
Exons: 5
Coding region: 1-2130 (709 amino acids)
Source: RefSeq, a predicted model, not a curated record
AUGUUCAGAAUCACUAGACGCAACUCAGAGUCUGAAAUCUAUGAGUCCUCAAGGGAGGAUAAGAGGGAUGAGGCACCCACAACAGGCUUCUCAAGAUUCAGCAAAGACGCUCGCAAGGAGCCCAAAGUUUGGAAGUGUGGUAACCCACAAAAUUCUGAAUACAAAUUCCCUAUGCCAGAGCCAAGUGGCGACCACUGGGAAAAGCUUCUGGCGCCACUUUUGAAAAAGGACAAAAUCCAAUGUGAUUCAUGGAAAGAGGAAGUACAAAACCUGCUGAUCUUCGCGGGUCUUUUCUCCGCUGUCGUCACCGCCUUUGUCGUUGAAUCUUACAAGAGGCUUCAACCCGACCCGGACAGCGACGUUGUGAACCUCUUAUCGCGCAUUGCCGCGCGUCUCGAUGAUCCUGGAAAUGUUACUGGGGUAGCGAUUCCUACUGUUGCAAAUUUUUCUCCUUCACAAUCUGCCGUCCGGCUAAACAUAUUUUGGUUUCUCAGCUUGGUCCUCAGCCUCACUACCGUUCUUCUUGGAAUCAUAUGCCUUCAGUGGCUCAGGGAGCAUCAACACUACCAAGGUACCACCCCAAAACAGUCGUACGCCAUCUUUCAUAUGAGGGCAGAAGCCCUCGAGAAAUGGCACGUACCGCAGAUCUUCACUGCCCUCCCUUUGCUCCUCCAAUGCGCUCUCGUUCUUUUUUUCACAGGAAUCAUAGAGUUCUUGCUAUCACUUGGUUCUAACGUCGCGGCACCCGUCAUUGUUGUCAUUGCUCUCACAUUGUUAUUUUUGUUAGCGACGACACUUCUCCCGACGCUGCAAGCUUUACCUCUUUACCUUCCUUUGAAACUCCACAAGGAAGGUUCUCCAGCACAGUGUCCCUACAAGUCCCCACAAUCGCAAGCUUUCCGUGCAACAUCAACGGUGGUCCUUUGGUUAUGGUCCAAAUUUAUGACAGUCAUCAUCUAUCGUCCCAUUGCAUGGGCAAGGGGACUACUUCGAGGCUAUGAGGACGACGAUCCCCCAGCUUGGAUAAUCAAUAUAGAAGAUAUUCGUGUUGCCUGGACAAAGAAGUCGUGGAUUGAAUUUGACCUGGCAUGGUUAGAUGUACGUGAUAACUAUCUGACGACUGGCCAGGGUAUACAUGCAGCCCCUACUUUCCCUUUGCACGUACCUCUUUACGACCUUAUUCAAGGUCUAUGUACAUCCAUCCAAGAGCAUGGCGUUGAGGAUUCAGAAGAGUUCGUCGCCAGGGUGUAUCAUUGUUUCCAGGAAGUCGCCCAAAACACUCAUGACAUUCACCACUGGCAAUAUCCGUACCAGCUUCAUCUUCAGGCUCUCGUAAAACGGUUCCUCAAACGCGGUGUAUUUGGGUACGUCUCGGAUGUCGUUCACGGCGAAGAUGUGGAUCUUCUGUACGACGAAAAUAAUUUGGCAUUGCUCAAUGUUAUGAUGGCAAACCGUAACUUGGAAGAGAUCAUACCGAAGCUUGAGCAUUUCCAUGAACUUCAGCUCCGCGUCUUAGGGUUCAUUACACAGUCUCCACGUCGACUCAAAGAUGAACCAACUGGUCAAAAUUUCCCCUUCGUCCUCAAGUUUGAGCAUCCCGGAAUGGAACCUGAAUGGGACAAAGAUGUAUUGAUAGAAUUCAGUGAACAGUGGGCAACGACACUGUAUUCGUUUUUCAAAGGGUUCGACACCAAGAGCGCUUCCGAUUUUAUUCUUGAAAGAAGCUUCCACGCUCAUAGCAUCUCCCGGGACCUUAUCUGGGGCGUUCUGGGGCGUCUUAAGUACUCACAUGAAGCGGACGUUGACCCCGAAGACGUGUCGGACGUUUUCGUAGCUGUCGCGGAGAUGAUUGCGACAGGUCUUAGCGCGUUCCUUGAAGACCAGAAUACACGACGCCCGGACUUGUUACUCAACGCUGCCAAUUGUUUCGUGGGCUAUGUGAGUGGGCAGUCUUGGACUCCAAGCGUAGUGUUUGCUGCACUCGCACAGCUGGCGCCUAUCAAGGAACGAUACACAGACCUUUCGAAUGAAUUAGAGAAGAAGGGACAAAAAAAAAUUGCAUACAUCUCCCCUGUGGGCUAUAGUGAUUCGGACGCCAGUACUGUAGGCAAGGGCAAGGGUGUUGCGUGA